Messenger RNA from Lycium ferocissimum, 2185 nucleotides. RefSeq names its product guanine nucleotide-binding protein-like NSN1. Gene Ontology annotation, cellular component: nucleolus. Bases 26 to 1849 code for a protein of 607 amino acids. Gene Ontology annotation, molecular function: GTP binding. NCBI's taxonomy places the organism in Eukaryota, Viridiplantae, Streptophyta, Magnoliopsida, Solanales, Solanaceae. The record is from RefSeq and is a predicted model, not a curated record. The transcript is spliced from 9 exons.
UGCAGCUCUUUCCCAUCAAACAAAGAUGGGGAAGCAAAGCAAGAAGAGUAAGAGCAAAAGGGUAACACUGAAGCAGAAGCACAAGAUUAUAAAGAAGGUAAAAGAACAUCAUAAGAAAAAGGCUAAGGAGGCCAAGAAGCUGGGGUUUAACAAAAAGACUAAGGUUGAGAAGGAUCCAGGAAUACCCAAUGAUUGGCCUUUAAAGGAACAAGAGCUUAAGGCUCUUGAAGCUCGUCGUGCUCGUGCUCUCGAGGAACUGGAACAGAAGAAAGCUGCCCAAAAGGAUAGGGCUAAGAGAAGAAAGCUAGGGCUGGUCGAGGAUGAUGACAUGAAUGAACUUGCAGACAUGGCUUCGGGAGAACAGAAUUUUAUAGAGGACAGGGGAAACAAUGAUUCAACUACUUUUGUUAAAAUCCGCGAUAACUCGGAAAGGGCUUUCUACAAGGAGUUAGUCAAAGUUAUUGAAGCUUCUGAUGUCAUUUUAGAAGUGCUUGAUGCUCGAGAUCCUCUUGGUACACGCUGUCUUGACAUGGAAAAGAUGGUGUUGAGAGCAGGACCUGAAAAACAUCUUGUGUUGCUCCUCAAUAAAAUUGAUCUUGUUCCUCGGGAAGCCGCAGAAAAGUGGCUGAAGUAUCUGCGAGAGGAAUUACCAACAGUUUCUUUCAAGUGUAGCACCCAAGAACAAAAGUCAAACCUGGGCUGGAAGUCUUCCUCAAAGUCUGGAAAGACCACAAACCUUUUGCAGACAAGUGAUUGCCUUGGAGCUGAGAAUCUGAUAAAAUUGCUCAAGAAUUAUUCACGAAGUCAUGAGAUCAAAAAAUCAAUUACUGUCGGUGUCAUUGGUCUGCCAAAUGUUGGUAAAAGUAGCCUGAUUAAUAGCUUGAAGAGAUCUCACGUAGUCAAUGUUGGUGCUACACCUGGAUUAACAAGAUCCAUGCAAGAAGUCCAUUUAGAUAAGAAUGUUAAGUUGUUGGACUGCCCUGGGAUUGUGAUGCUUAGGUCAUCAUCAGAGAAUGAUGCAGCUAUUGCUCUUCGAAAUUGCAAGAGGAUAGAGAAGUUAGAUGACCCAGUUGGUCCUGUAAAGGAGAUACUCAAAUUGUGUCCGGCCACGGUGUUAGUAACUAUAUACAAGGUUCCUAGCUUUGAUUCAGUGGAUGACUUCCUUCAGAAAGUUGCUACUGUUAGGGGUAGGCUAAAAAAGGGUGGAAUUGUUGAUGUUGAUGCUGCUGCAAGGAUUGUUCUGCAUGACUGGAAUGAGGGGAAAAUACCAUACUACACUAUGCCCCCGUCUAGAAAUGAGGGGGAGCAUUCAGUGGUAAAGAUAGUUUCAGAACUUGGGAAAGAAUUCAAUGUCGAUGAAGUCUAUGGAAGUGAAUCCUCAAUUAUUGGAAGCCUCAAAUCGUUCGAUGAUUUUCACACAGUUGAAGUUGCGUCAAAUCGCCCUGUUAAUUUUGACGAGACCAUGGUAGAGGACAAUUUGGAGCAACCGGUGACUCAGAGUAAUAAUGCGAUGGAUAACCUCGUUAAUGAUGACAAAGAUGAGGUAAUGGAUGCAGGAGAAGAUGAUGCAGGCCGGACAAGUGGCAAGAAUGCUAGUAGCAGACAAAAUGAGAAGUUAUAUACUGAGGAAGGCAUGCUAAAUACCAAACUUAGAAAAGCUGAAAAGAAAAGGAGGAAGAAAGACAAAACCUCUACUAACAGUGAUAUGAUGGAUGGUGAUUAUGACUUUAAGGUAGAUUAUUUAAAGAAGGAAUCCAUCAUGGAUGAUGCUGAGGAUGAUGUAAUAACUGAUGAAAGCAAGAAAAACAGAUUUGAGCUACCAUCUGGGGUUGAGUUGGAUAAUGAAUGAAGAUAUAGGAGUAUGUCACAACGAAUUGUCUCUUUUGAUGGCGGAUAGUCACCAUCCCUUGAAGUAAUUAAAGGGCGUAAAGAUGCAGAUUUGACCCGCACUCUCUUUCUUUUACUUUAAAUAGAGAGAGUGGUGGCACUUGUACUAGUGAAGCACGCAUGCUUGCAUCCGUGGCGCGGAAGCUGGCCCGAGCCUCCACCGUGUUAUCUAGAAGGGAAUUCUCUUUUUUGAUUGGAUCUCAUCGUUGAGACUUGAAGUAUUCAUUUGUGUUGUAAAAAAAUUGAUUAAAUUUCCCUUUCAACUACACUAAAUCAAGGCAAUUUUAUUUUCAGGGAA